UCAAAGCACAGUGUCAGCAGUUUAGUGUCGCGUCCGGUUUAACCGAAAUGUUGGCGUCGAAAUUCGGUAGUUCUGUGUCCUAAUUUCAUUUUACUCCGUUCGUUUUUUUACAUUUUUCAGCGGUCGCGUUGUGGAUGAGUCGGGGAAAGCCGCAAUCAUAUUUAUUUAAACUUUUUUCCACCCUGUACAGUUGUUGGCGCUUAACGUAUUAUUGAAGUCACCACGAGACCAGCAAAAACUGUUAUUCAAAAAGGGUCAAUCUUUAUGCGCAAAAAUUCCAACGGGUUCGUCAUUCCAGUGUUAAAGUGUCAUCUUAUCCUAGUUCGAUUCAACUUUAUUCUCAAGGUCGUCAAGUUUGUGACCAUUGGAAAAUCAUUUAAAUGCGAAUAUCCAGUAUAAGAAUAAGCUUCACACAAAAGUUGUUUUUUAAAUUUCCGACAGCUCCUAUCCUAUCAUUUUCCACAAAUAACCAUUCCAGUUUACGUCUGCAUGAGUGAGUUGAUAAAGGUGCAACUGCAUUCUUCUGCAUCGUACAGCGGACCAGAGGUAUUUUAGAUGCGAAUGGGGAUGGCUAUGGUGAUUAGUGGUUUGUGCUGCGAGACACCCUAAGCAUCUGUUCAUCGGACCACAUCUGCUCGCUCCAUAAGCACGAGCUAAAUUGUGUUUAGUUUUCGGGACACAUGACGUUUUAUUGUACACACUCUGGUUCGUAAUUUAUUUGUGAUAAAUAUGGGCAAUCAUCCUUCAAAUCAUGUGCCAUUGGAUAGGGCCAAUACUGGAAAAUUUGGAGACGUCCACACGAGGCGAAGUCUUCGUUCCCCUCGGAAGAUGGACAGGCUCCGGAGAUCCUUUAGGGAUUCUUUUCGUAGACGAAAGGACAGGAUUCCAGAAAGUUCCAAACCUCACCAAUGGCAGGCGGAUGAGGCUGCGGUCAGAUCGGGCACAUGUACUUUUGCUGUGAAAUAUUUAGGGUGUGUUGAGGUGUUUGAUUCAAGAGGAAUGCAAGUAUGUGAGGAAGCACUUAAAGUUUUAAGAGGUUCUCGUAGAAGGCCAGUGAGAGCAGUUCUGCAUGUUAGUGGUGACGGUUUGCGUGUUGUCGAGGAGGAAACCAAAGGAUUAAUAGUCGACCAAACAAUAGAGAAAGUAUCGUUUUGCGCCCCAGAUAGAAACCAUGAACGUGGUUUUAGUUACAUUUGUCGAGACGGUACUACAAGGAGGUGGAUGUGCCACGGUUUCUUGGCACUCCGCGAAUCUGGGGAGCGCUUAUCUCAUGCUGUAGGCUGUGCGUUUGCUGUGUGUUUAGAGAGGAAACAAAAGAGAGACAAGGAAUGCGGGGUGACUAUGAUGUUCGAUAUGAAGAACAACACCUUUACGAGGACAGGAUCCUUCAGGCAGCAGAGUUUGACAGAGAGAGGGGUCGAUGUCGGUCCGCCUAAACCGGCUCCUGUAAAUCCCUUUGCAAUCGAGAGGCCGCAUGCUACUCCCAGUAUGCUUCAAAGACAAGGAAGCUGUAGAGGUAGCAACAAUUUCUGUUACAGCUUUAGCACUCUCGGCCAAAAUUCUCCCUUCAAGAGACAGAUGUCGCUAAGAGUAAACGAACUGCCAAGCAACACCGCCCGUUUAAAUUCUUAUAAGUCGCCCACUUCGCCAACGAAUUCCAACAGCAAACUACCCGUGUCUCCGAUUCCUGAGGUGUCACCAGGUGAUUCCGUCACAGCUUUAUGCCAGCAGCUGUCCCAGGGACUCAGUCAAUUAACUCACAGCGGCUCCGAUGAUUUCAACUUCAACAAUCAGAGCUCCGUCAACCAAAAUACCUUGAAUUUAAAUGUAACAACUAUAAACAAUACGUACAAUAGAUCUAUUACGUCUACACCGGCUCCUGCUGCGACCACCGUCACUCCAAUUAGUUUAAGUUUUAGUCCGAAUUUGAGUAAGAAUGAUGCGUCCGUCACUACCUGCUCACUAAAUACCUCUGUUUCUUCGACAACUAGUCCUCUGCCCAAACCAGAACAGUGGCUGGAACUCGUCAAUUCUACUUCGCCAGCGCCAGGCAGAAUGGACGGAGCUUCUCCAAGGAGGACUCCGUCAUUCAAGUCGCAUUCGAGGGCCGUGUCUUUAGACUCCGGUUCUGAGAGCCUGCAGAAUGCCAAGCCCACGGAUCCGUUCGAUGCUGAAUGGGCAGAGCUCGCAGCAAGGCAGAAUAAUAGUACGAAUCCCUUUUUGGCAGCUUCUACUGCUCCUAAAGCUUUUCAGAUUCAGUUGUAAGUCUUACAAAACCUUUCCCAAAAUUCCGUUGUUAUUUCGUAUUAUGGUGAACUGGCUCAAGUUUGGUCACGGGUUGGCAAUUUCCGGUAUUCCGGAGUGUUCUACAAAUAUUAUAUAAAAAAUUGUUGUACUGAUUUUGCCGAAAUUCGACAUGGAAAGGAUGACUGAUAAUUUGCGUUACUGUAUUAGAAAAAGUUACACUGAUUGCAUUCUCGAAUACUUGGUAUGGAUAUUCUAGAGACACAGAAUAUAAAGUUGCAUUCCUCUUUUCUUUUGCUUGAGGAUUUUGUUCCAAAUAUCUAAAAUUUUUAGACUAAAAAGUGUCAACAUUCCACAUUACAUACAGGGUUGUGAUCCAUGGGUAGCGCCACUUUAGAGGUUAGGAAAAAAGGUGAUUUUUGGGAAUUUUCAAGGAAAAUUGGUGCAAGAUACAUGUAGUGUCAGGAACAAAAAGGCUCUAUUGUACAUGUCUUCAGGUAGUAUUGUCAAUUUUUUUAAACAAUUUGAAUUCAAAAUGGCGGCUGUAGGUGAUGGCGAGCAACAACACCUUUUUGUCAGAGGGGUGUAUGGCCAGAAAUGUUUCUUAUUAACGGAUGGUCUCUGAAUAAAAAAACAAACAUUUUUUAAUAUAUACUGAAACCUAGGGAACAUCAUAGGGAAAUUAAAAAAUUAAAAAAUAUUAAUAAUUGGGUGAACAUUAAAAAAAAGUAUUAAAAAAAACAAAAAAUUUUGCAUUUAAUUGUUAAUAGCAACGCAAAUUGUUAAUAAAUCGAAAACCUCUACGAAGUUCCCAGAGUUAUGUUAUCGUGAAGCUUUGUACAAAAUUUCAAGUCGAUUCGAUGAAAACUUUUUUCUGGCCAGUUAAAAAAAAUGGUUUCUUGAAAAACGCUUUCAAAGUUUUGAUUGUUGACAUUCAGCAUAAGAAAUUCGUUAUAUGUACCGGGUAGGAAAGUACCGAUGGUCUAACU
This is a messenger RNA of Anoplophora glabripennis (Asian longhorned beetle), 3233 nucleotides long. It is a transcript of the gene numb, whose product is annotated as protein numb. Bases 730 to 2265 code for a protein of 511 amino acids. The transcript is spliced from 4 exons. The record is from RefSeq and is a predicted model, not a curated record. Lineage: Eukaryota; Metazoa; Arthropoda; Insecta; Coleoptera; Cerambycidae.